CCUGCUGGUUUAAAUAAUUGACUCAAAAAAUCAGGAGCGGAGAGUGAGACACACAAUGGAGAGGAGUGCCGCACGGACACGUUGCUGCUAGACUAAUCGCGAUAGUGAGAAAGACUAGAUAGCGCAAAUAGUCUGUUUUUCUUUUUUUUGUUUUGCAUUUCGACGAGUUUACGCGCUUUUAUUCGGACUCUUAGCGCCACAGCAAGAGGCUACCAUGCCGCCCACGACCCCUUACGCGGGAAAGUUCAACUCCUGCCCUUCGUACAGCAACAAUAACCACGUUCAGCCUUCCAGCCCGUACCACGGCGGCUCCGGCCCCAAACCGUCCAGAGACAACGUCUACAACGGCGCCUACUCGCCGACCGAAAACCCUUACGACGUGCCGCAGCCUCACUGCGCGUACCGGACCACCUCCGUGUCCUCCGGCAGCACCAAGGAGCACCACUACGGCAGCAGCUAUGCGAUCUCGGAGAACCCGUACUCCUCGCCGCAGCCCCACAGUCCUCGCCAGCACAGCACUUCCUGCCCGGGCCGAGCGUACCGCCACACCAGCAGCAGCUGCAGCAGCGAGCACUCGUGCCGCACCAACGGCGCCGCCGCGAAAGCCCGGCUCUACGGCCACGGCGUCGCCACCAGCUACGGGGAGAUGUGUUACCACGACAACAGCUUGGUUUCAGCUUCCCUCGAGGCGCUCAUCCAGCACCUGGUUCCCACCGUGGAUUAUUACCCCGAUAGGUCGUACGUGUUCACCUUCCUGCUGAGUUCGCGCCUCUUCCUGCACCCGUACGAGCUCAUGACCAGGGUUUGUCACCUGUGCGUGGAGCAGCAGCGGUCCGGAGACGCCCUGCUGGAUAAGAUCCGAUUUCGUGAGGUGGCGCCCAAGCUGGUCCAGCUGCUGACGGAGUGGACGGAAACCUUCCCGUAUGACUUCAGAGACGACCGGAUGAUGCGCUGCCUGAAGGACAUGACGCUCCACGUGGCCCGAGGGGACGAGUAUUCGUGGCGGGCCAUGCAGCAGAUGACCCAGCGUCUCAUCAAGCGCCUGUCGGCCCUCGGGCAGUACGAGGAGGCCGUGGCCGCGCUCAACGCCGCGGCGCAGGAGCGGCCGGCUUCCCUGAAGACUAAACAGGCUUCAGCUCAAAGGGCCGACAUACUGAGCGUGUGCGACGACCCUUUCGUCCUCGCUCAGCAGCUGACGCACAUUGAAUUGGACAGACUGAGCUUCAUCGGUCCUGAGGAGUUCAUCCAGUCCUUCGCCAUGAAGGAUCCUCUGGAAAACCACAAGGGUUUCUUCCGAAAACGUAAAACAAGCAACCUGGAGGCCUACGUCAACUGGUUCAACAGGCUCAGCUACCUAGUGGCCACGGAGAUCUGUAUGCCCACAAAGAAGAAACACAGAGCGCGCAUCAUAGAGUUCUUCAUCGACGUGGCUCAGGAGUGUUUCAACAUCGGCAACUUUAACUCCCUCAUGGCCAUCAUCACUGGGAUGAACAUGAGUCCGGUCGCCAGGCUGAAGAAAACCUGGAAUAAAGUCAACACAGACAAGUUUGAAAUCCUGGAGCACCAGAUGGACCCGUCUAGUAACUUCAGCAACUACCGUACCGCGCUCCGUGGCGCCACCCAGAGAUCUGAGACUGCACAUAGCAGCCAGGAGAAGAUUGUGAUUCCUUUCUUCAGUCUCCUCAUUAAAGACAUCUACUUCCUGAAUGAAGGCUGCGCCAACAGACUGCCUAAUGGACACAUCAACUUUGAGAAACUGUGGGAGCUGGCGAAGCACGUAAGCGAGUUCCUGGUUUGGCGUCAGGUGAUUUGUCCGUUCGACAGAGACCGCCGCAUUCUUCAGUACCUCGUCACCACGGCUGUAUACACCGAAGACGAGCUGCACCUGGCCUCUUAUGAGAGUGAGGGACCAGAAAACAACAUGGAGAAAGAUAGCCGUAGGUCUCUGAGAUCUUCCCUUCUCCAUCGAGAGAACCGCUCUUAAGAGGUUUUCUCGACUUUAGAUACUUUUUGAUUCGUAUUCCCAGGAUCAAAGUUUACAUUCUGGACCUAAGUACGCUGUUGCAGAACAAUGAAUGCCGCUUGGAACAUCCUCACCAAUAAACUUAAGCCUUUUUUUCCCCCAACCCUUUGGGAUUUCAAGGAGCGUCAGUGCCAGAGACAGGACUCCAUUGUGAAGCUUGGAUAGAAAUACACUAAAAAGGAUAUUAGGCGAAAAUGUGCGUGGAUGUUUAUUUCUAAGUACCAGCGGAUGGAUGCUCAACAUGUUUACAGCUGCUGAAUGGACAGGUUUUGCUUCAUAAGAGUUAUGGAGCUGACCACAUUUGGUUGCAUCAUUAUGCUUGCAUACAAUGGAUAUGGGAAACACAAACAGGAAGAGCCAAAAUCCAUUGAUUUGUGUUACAAACUACAGCCUUUAAAUAGCUUCUAGAAAGUGGUGUGGCUGUACCUUCAAGCCAUUCAUUUUUUAAUGCUCAUCCACAGUUGAUCCAUCUUAAUUUGGAUGGUAAAGUCACGUGAUCACUCUAUUAUUUGCAUUUAAACAACUUGCGACGUGCGCACUUUGGCUCUUUGUAAAGCUACAUUACGUAAGUGGCGGCAGCAUCAUGCAAACAAAAUGCACUUGACUGUGUGUCCCUGUGCUGUGUUUUAUAGUAUUCUGUGACUCUAGUACAUACGAGUCUGUUCUUUCAAGUCAUGUUGUAUUUUGUAUCAGAAGCUUAAAACUAUUUUUUUUUUUUU
Molecule: messenger RNA, 2742 nt
Organism: Fundulus heteroclitus (mummichog)
Lineage: Eukaryota; Metazoa; Chordata; Actinopteri; Cyprinodontiformes; Fundulidae
Product: ras-GEF domain-containing family member 1B-B
Exons: 14
Coding region: 215-1984 (589 amino acids)
Biological process (GO): Ras protein signal transduction; positive regulation of GTPase activity
Cellular component (GO): plasma membrane
Molecular function (GO): guanyl-nucleotide exchange factor activity
Source: RefSeq, a predicted model, not a curated record